GUUUUAUUUGCCUGUGUGAGGCUGUCAACUGAGAUUGUUGCUGCUUAGUAGACAACCCAACACCAUUAUUACAACCCUCAGUGAAGCUUGUCCCAGGACAUAAUCCCAGUUGUUGGUAUUAAUUGUUUGGGAGGAGCUAGGAUGCUGGUGAAACCCCUGAGACUAUAAUAGGUAGGGCUGCAAGGGCUGGUUGGCUAUGAUCUACUUCUCCAUUUGGAUGCUGUUGUAUGAGAAGUGUGAGCUGACCUAUGGCGAAUCUAUGCAAGACACCCACCAAGACCGCUCACGGCCGUUCUUCCCUGCUUGGGGAUAUGUAGACACCGGUACAGAUUUCCCGUGGUCGCCACUCCAUGGAUGGUGGUUCCCGAAGGGUUUCCCUGAUGCGUAGGCAGGUCUCUGCCUCAUCCCUCCGCUCCGAGGGACAGGUUUGUGUAGCCGAACUCGCCAAGCCAAGGUGCGGUCGCUCAGAUUCUCUGGCCAAGCCAGACCCGUUAGUUGUAUCUCUGCUCCAGGCCCUCACAAAGGCAGGCAUCCCGCUUUCCGAGAUGGAAUUCUUUGAGAGUUUUCUGCAUCAGCUGGGGGCUCGACGCCCCGUCCCAUCCAUGGCCCAAAUCCACCGCACCUUUCUUCCAGCCUUGGCUCGACAUCACGAAUCAGCUCUUCGGCGCACCCUACGGCACCGCGAUGCGUUUGUUUUCCUACAUGAGGCAACGACCGGGGAUGGGCGUGCUGCCUUGGGUAUUUCUCUUCUGCCUCUUGACAGGGCUGGCAAGCCUCCAUUGCUCCUUGGGGUAGAGUUCCUGGAACAGCUGAGCCACGCUUUAGUGUCCCGUGCUGUGGCCCGUGUGCUUAGCGAGGGGCAUGUCCUAUUCCACCGGGUGCUGGCUGUGAUAACCUCCGGCAGUGCCCCUAUGAUACAGGCCUUUGCUGCCAAUGGGAUUUUGGGCACGGUGUUAUCAGCUGCCCUCCAUAUACCUUGCCUCUUGCAUCAACUGGAGCUGGUGAUGGAGCUGUGGCAAGAUCGGUUGGAAAGGCUGGCGACGCUGCUCCAUCUUCUAGAAGAGACGCUGGGCCGGCGGGCUAGCCUCCGUCACCGUUAUGAGCUCUUUUUGCACGAGCACGAGUCGGGGCUGACUCUGACUCUGCCCAAUGACCAAACCGGCCCUGAGGCUUGGCUGGAGAAAGCCGUGGGCAUUGCAGAACAUCUCCCUUUCCUGGUGGACUUUGUCGCCACGGAUGAAGAGGAGGGGUCCCUCAUGUCAAAGCUACAGACACUUCUAGGGGAAGGCAAUGAGGCGCUGGUGGCGGAAGCAAUAUUUGCAGCCGAACAUGCCCCAGCACUUCUAAAUAUGGCGCAAUUUCUCCGCCAGAGAGGUGAGCCGCUGGCCCAUCGGAUCUAUGGAGAGCUGGACUCUUUGCGCAUUUCUUUCUCCUACCACGUAGAUGCCGGGUUGGGCCCCAAAACAGAAAGGCAUUUAGCUUUGUGCCAACCUCCACUUGCCGAGCACUUCCGGGGGAUCCUGGCUCGUAGCCUCAACCGGCUGGAGCACUUGUUGGAGUCUCACCCCGCCGUGCCCACUUUGAGAGCAGUGCGGGCGCUCGAUCCCAAGCAGUUGGGUGCUGUGGGUUGGAGCCGUUCAGAGCACGAGCAGGGGAUCCCGGGGCUGGCAGAGGUGCCAGAGAUUGAGUGGUUCCGAUACCAGCACUUGGCCGAAGCGGCCCCUGCAGACGUCUCCCUGCCUCAGUGGUGGGAGGCGCAAGCGGAGCGGCUCCCCACCCUCGGCCCUCUUGCCCAACAAUUUCUUUGGCUGCCAGUCUGUUCUCCCAAGUCCCCCUUCCACCCUGGGGGCAUCCUCAACCUAACAGGGGCUGGAGAGGGAUUUACAGAGGAGUCUGUGCGCUUACUGUGCAUGAUACGGUACAACCGCAAUCUCUAUUAGUUGACAAAUUUCACUUCCACGUUUAAUAGUGCCCUUAUCCCACCCUGAAUGGUGUUAAGUGGUCUUCUGGCUUGCCUGCUGAUUCACUUCUGAAAUCCUAACCUUUACACCUGGACCCAUCUUAUCCCUUGAACACCUGGCUAGUGAGAAAUCACAAGCCAUACAGGAAGCAUUCUAAUAAAAUUCUAUGAUCUGCACCGGA
Molecule: messenger RNA, 2142 nt
Organism: Pogona vitticeps (central bearded dragon)
Lineage: Eukaryota; Metazoa; Chordata; Lepidosauria; Squamata; Agamidae
Source: RefSeq, a predicted model, not a curated record